GGUAGGGCAGUGUAGGGGCGAGGGUGUGCAUGGCAUUUAGAGUUUUAGCUCCAGCCAUUACUUACCCUUGGGCCUUUGCACUUGCUGAUCACUGUCUGAGUUUUUUUUCUGCCCUGACAGAACUCCAAAUGACCUCUCAAGGAUCCCUUCUAUGAAUCUGUCCCUUCAUUCCUCCCAUCUCCCCCCCCCCCCCCAGUCUAUCCCUCUCUCUGCUCUGUGCAUGUGCUGGACCUCACCCACAUCUCAGAGCCUUACUGUUCCCCAGAAAGAGGGACCAAGUGCCAUCACUCUCUGAAACCCUGUAUUUAUCAGAGUGCCUCGCACUUCAGGGUAUCCGGCAUGUAGUAGGUGCUCAGCAAGAGACUGAUUGGGGACCUGGUUUGAAUUCCUGGAUCUGCUAUUUACAGGUUUUGCGACCUUGGGUAGCUCACCUUGCCUCCACAAGGCUCAGUUUCUGCAUCUGUCAAAUGGGUGUGAUCUUUCCCCUCCCUGCCUCUGAGGAUUUUGCGAGGAUCCUGAAUCUACCCGAUAGGAAGAAAAGAGCGGUUAGCGCGCCCUCUGCUGGAAGAUGAGACUCCUGACCCGCUCCUCCCACUGACGCCCGCUUGGCUGGGAGGGAAAGGCCGCAGGCAGGCGGGAGGGGAGCCGCUGGGAGCACGGAGAGCUGGACACACACGUUCCCCUGUAACCGUCACCGCGGCUCUGUGGAGGAGGUUACAUUAGAUCCAUUCUACGGAGCACCUACUUGUCCCAGAGCUUCUUACGCGCUGUCACUCCCCUUUUUUUAAGAGGAGAGAAAAGGAGGAACCGAGGCUUGCUCGUGCAGAGGAAAUAAAAGGUGGGGCGCGGAGGAAAAUGCUCUGGUGACUGGGAGGCCUCUGGAAGGGCUAAGGACCAAAUCUAUCUACAUCGGGGCUGGGGCUGCAUGGGUCUUGGUCCUCGUUUAGCCACCGACUCGGUUUGGGGAGGUACCGGCCAGUCCCUGCCACUCCUCAGGCUCCGUUUCUUCGCCUGUGAAAUGGGCACGAUAAGCGCGGACACGGGCAGAGACGCCUGAUUGAACGGGCCUGCGAGUGCCCUGCAGAGCGCGUGCUACGACGGCCACCAGGGGGCGCGAGAGGCUCCCGCUGGACGGGGACCGCGCACAUCCACUCACUCCCCACCGCCGCGCCAGGACCCCACAGCGCGGGCUGAGGCCCCUCUGGGCCUCGGUCUCCUUUUCUGGGCGGGGCGCCUCUCGCUUCCCUUCCCCAAGCCUCCAUAAGAUGAUGAUAAUCGUGUUGCCCUGGAGGGUCCAGCCAUGUUGAUAAUCAGAUUACAAGGCACCUGUUCCUCCAUUAGGUCACUUCCCAGCACAGUACCUAGGAGGUGGCCUAAUACCACUUUCAAGGCACAGGUGACAAGUCUCAAGCCCAGAGUGGAGCCACCAGCCCAAGUUCACCUGGGGAAUCAAACCUGGAUGUGACCGGGUGACUCUCAGCCCUUCCUGACCUCUUAGCAACUUCUCACUGUGAGGGUCUCCUGAGCUGUUACAGGGGACCCCAGCCCCCUCCCCCGCAAACUGUAGAGUGCAGCCCGGCUGAAUCGGACGGGUGGUGAAGGAGAAACCGCCGCUGGAGAAAGUGUCUGUGGGCAGGAACACCAGGCAGAGGGCGUGAACAUAGGUGUAGACAAGCACAGCUCAUGUUGGGGAGGAGGGAGAAAGUAGUGACGACAAACAGAAACCCCCCCAAACCUACUAAGUCUGGACGCCAGAUCACACGGUGACAACUUAACCCUGUAAAAACUAUAAAGUUACCAUCUUCCUUUAGAGAUCCCCAUGGCCUUCAUUUUCCUAUAAUCCUGUAAAGGAAUCUGAUUUUCCCCAUCAGCCCGUCCUCAGGACUGAAACUCCAACCUUAGAAUGCCAUUCUUAGGGUGAAGACAUCUUCUGAGGUUAGGAGGCUGAGGACUCCCUGUCAGUCAUUCACACCCCACAGGGGCAUCAACACACACAGACUUUCUAGGGGGCAGCUCAUUGGGAGCAGGUCUGGGGGAGCACAGAGUAUGAGAACGGAAAGAGGAACACAGGGAGGCCAGGCCUGGAGACAGCUCUGGUCCUGGGAGGUGCGGUUAUUAUCCCCAUUGUAUAGGGGAGGAAAACCGAGGCACAGAGAGGGAAUUUCAUCAAGAGUAUGCUGCCCUCGGCAGAGGAGCCAGAACCCACGGCCUGGCCACCGGGGCCCGCACUUUGAACCUUGGCCCACAGUGAGACAGUAUCACAUGGUGGCUGGUGCACGGCCUCCGGGUUCCACUUCCAGGGGCUCUGCCAUGUCCACCUGUAUGACCUUGGGCACUUUACCCCCGCCCCAUCCUCCUCUGUAAAGUGGAGAUAGUAGUAGUUGCCUCACGGGUUUCCCUUCAUUAAUACCUGUACCACGUGGACAACCGUGUCCUGCCUGCAGCCACCGUCCACUAAACAGGAGCUCUCACUCCUCAACCCCAGAUGCGCCCAUGACCUCGAAGAGUCCAGAGUGCUUCAGGAUCCUCAAAUGCUGGCCCAUGGGAUCCUGGAACCUUCCAGUGGCAUUCUAAUGUCUUUUGGCUGUGGCACUGUACCCUGCGUCCCUGGCCGGACGGCACGGGGCCACCUGGCCAACCCAGCUCGGCCCCACGCAGGCAAAUGAGGUGAUGUCAAAGCCUUGGCUGGGGCCCAGCCCCUGAAACCUCCCCCUCUCCCUCCCUCAUGUUUUCCCUCAUUCAGAUUCACACACACACACACACACACACACACACACACACACACACACGCUCUGGCUGGGCCCAGAGGGAAGGUGAGAGGGAGAGAGGGUGGGGGGGGGGGUGGCACAGGGCCACCGAAGCGUAGCUCCUCCAGCCUGGUGAAUGGUGCCCCCGACUGCCACUGGCCCUGGAGGGAGCCGCCCUGCCUUCAGCUGGAAGCCCCAAUCCGCAGCGAUCCCCGAGCCUCAUCCUUCUCUGUGCGAGCGUGUACAGGCAUCCACACGGGUUCACCAGCCCCGCUCAGCCCCGGGCCCGGCCAGGCGGCCAUGGCCGACGAGAAGACCUUCCGCAUCGGCUUCAUUGUGCUGGGGCUCUUCCUGCUAGCCCUCGGCACGUUCCUCAUGAGCCACGACCGGCCCCAGGUCUACGGCACCUUCUACGCCAUGGGCUGCGUCAUGGUGAUCGGGGGCGUCAUCUGGAGCAUGUGCCAAUGCUACCCCAAGAUCACCUUCAUACCUGCUGACUCUGACUUCCAAGGCAUCCUGGCCCCAAAGGCACUGGGCCUGCUGGAGAAUGGGCUUGCUGCUGAGAUGAAGAGCCCGCAGCCCCCAUAUGUCAGGCUGUGGGAGGAAGCCGCCUAUGACCAGAGCCUGCCCAACUUCAGCCACAUCCAGAUGAAGGUCAUGGGCUACCGUGAGGACCCUCGCCCGCUGCUGGCCCCCCAGCUGGGACAGUUGCAGCUGGGAGCCAGUGAUGGAGGAGAAGGUGGCCCCCAAGAUGCUCAGGGCUGGAUGGAGGCUGCAGUGGUUAUCCACAGGGCCUCAGAUGAGGACGAGGGAGAAAGCAACCUGACUCCGAGCAGGCCUGGCCUCCAGGCCUGUCCCCAGGGACCUGCACCCUUGGCUUCCUUCCAAGAUGACCUGGACGUGGCCUCCGAUGAGGGCAGCAGCCCCAACCCCUCUCCACCAGAGGGGGAGGAGCCUCACUGCCCGCCUCGGGAGCUCUGGGCCUGCAAGUGCUGGCUGGACCGCUUCCAUGACUUUGCCCUGAUCGACGCCCCCAUGGCAGAGGAUGCGUCUUCAGGGGGCCAGCGGCGGGACACUGCCCUGUCCAGCUGCUGGCAGCCAUCCCGGGGGACAAAAGAGGAGGAAGAGAAGGCUUCAGACCCAGGUUCAGAGCAGUCAGAGCGGGAAGAGGAAGACUUGUACUAUGGGCUGCCGGACAGCCCUGGGGACCCCCUCCCGGACGAGGAACUGGGCUUUGUGCCCGAUGCCCAGGCCUGAGAUGCAUCUGCUCCCUGGAUUCUAGCCCCGCACCACUGCUAACCCCCAUGUGACCUCACAGGGCCUCAGUGUUCCUGUCUGCGAAAUGGGGUUAUGUGGAGGUUCAUGCGAGACAGCGGGCCUGAGAGCACUUGAAGUGCUCAAAGUGGUGCAUGGGGAUGGGGUGCUUGCUGUCCGGGCUCUUCCACUGUUCACUUUCUUUGGGGAAGCGUUGAAGGUAAAAUAUGAUUCACUGAGAAGAAAUGCAGCUGCUGGGGCCCUCGAGAGCCUUUUCCGCCUUCCCACAAAGCAGGCCUCUGAACAAGACCCUCCUUGGUGCUAUCCCCAAGGCCCUGAUCCUCUGUGAAGGUCUCUCAGGGUUCCCGUUCCUAUGGAGUCUUGUCGCCACCCCCCCCCGAUGUCCUCUCCCCUGCCCCACACCCAGGUGGAUGGUGGGAUCCGUCUUCACUCAGAGCUAAUCAUGUCCAUCCUGCCCACAUCCCUCCUGUGGCUCCCAUCACCCCAGAUCCAAAACCUUCCAUGCCUCACCUCUGUGGCCCUCCCGACUUUCUCCCUGGUCAGCCCCGUGCCACAACCCCUGCUCUCCCGCUCCCUAAGCCCGUCCCAGGCUGUCCCCUCCAGCAGCAUGCCCUUUGCUUGUCUGUCUGGCAAAUUCACGCUCAUCCUUCAAACCCCGGCACAGAUGCCCCUCCUCUGAAAGCUUUGCCUGAUGUCACCACGAGUUCCUUCUGGCUCCUCUAUGCCACCUUCGGGCCUUGUACAUUGAUUGCUGGCGCGUGACCACCUGCUCAAGGCUAGACCUCUGCUCUGCUCACCUCGGUACCUCCUUGCUCAGAUCAGUGGUCACCGAAGGCUGACAAAACUGACCAGAGCCUUUUGCAGAUGAUGCCCCCACCCCUAACUCUUAGACUCGCAGGCCCUUUACCCUCAGGCAGUCAAACCUCCGAAGGGCAUGCAUCGGAGUCACAAAGGCAGGCAGAAAGCCCGCAGAGAGGCCCCCUUCCCUGCAGAACACAUCUGCAUUGGCUGAGGAUGGGGGCUGAAAUGAAGCCUCCUAGCUUGAUUCAGUUUGAUUCGGGUGGUGUUUACUGAGCAUCUACUCUGUGCUGCAUACUAAGCCGGGACUUUUAGGGGGAGAGAGACAUGAACUGAUAAGGUUCUUGCCCUCCAAGAGCUUACCAUCUACUGAGCUUGGUGCCUUGUAAGUUAGGGAGCAGAGCAGUUAGAAAUGGACAGUAGAGUCCAGAGACGGCCGAGUGACAACCACACAACCACCUGGCCCAUCGAAUGCAGGGACAGAUGGCUCAGGCUGCCUGAGCAGGCCCUGAAGAUAGCACUGCGCUGCAGCUCCACGGUGUCAUGCUUGCAUCAGGCUGAUCUGCGCAAAGUGCUGGCACAGCCCAGCAUAGACGGCAGGGGCUUCGGAGAAAGGGACGGCAGCAGACCUCCCACCAGGUCCGCGCACACAGCACUUGCACCCGGGCCCACUGGGAGGAGGAAGCCUUCAUCGAGGCCAGGCCUCUGGGUGUGGGGUGGGGAUCUCAGCCGAGGGCAGGGCUGCCCCCUGUGCUCAGUCAGAAGUGCACGCCCCUGGGCUGCCUGGGUGGCACCGUUGGUUAAGCCUCCAGUGCUUGGUUCCGGCUCAGGCCCUGGCCUCAGGGUCGUGAGACCAAGCCCCGCAUCAGGCUCCACACUCAGCACAGAGUCUGCUCAAGACUCUCUCUGCCCUCCCCCCCCACCAAUAAAAUAAACAAGUAAAAUCUUAAAAGAAUAAUAAAAAAAAAAAUGAAGUGCACACCCCUGGAAACACACUCCUCUUUUAUUCUGGGUCAUUACUUCCUCCCAGUAGGAAAGCCUCUAUAGUGAGGGGUGCCCCUGGGUGCAUGCCCUCUGCUGUAACAUGGUCCCGCUAAUGGCCACGAGACAGCAGACACGGCAAGGUGCCCCGUGUUCCUGCACCCUGCUUACUAAGGCAGGGGAGCAGGUGACCUGCAUCAGAAGGGCCAUCUGGGCAAACAGCUAAAAUAAAGUCUUCAGUGUUUAAAGGGGUCACUUUCACCUGCAAAUUCUUUUAUGUGAAACCACCCGUUCCCCCCCUGGGCAGGCUAAAUAGGGCAUCGUGCCUGGCAGGCACUGUGGGCACUCUCUGGAAAGCGAAUGCCAAGCACGGGGCAUGACCCCGCGGGACAGCUGUGUGGUACAGAAGCUCAGGGGUGGCCCCGCACCCCUGAAUCACAACUGCAGCGCAUUCCCCAGACCUCACCAGAGAACCCAGAGCCCCGGGCUGCCAGCCCGCCAGCAGAGAGACUCACCCUGUCCUAGGGAGUGGCACGGGGCAGCGGUGGGAGCGCUCGGGGCAGCAGAGAGAGAUGGCAAGAUUCAGGCUUUGCCAGUCCUGGCUCCCCCCACAUCCUGCAGCAUGAUGGGGAGCCCGUAUGCCUGGUCUGCCCUGGACAGUCCUGGUUUAUGCCCUCUGUCCUUGCUCACUGACCAUUAGUGCACCCUUUCACUAUCAAAGUCAUCCCACUUGGAUGAUAAAUGAUAUAUUCACCCUACACUGUGAACUUGGGCAAGUCUGGUUGCCUCUGGGGCAAAAAGGAGGUGAUGACCCCCUGCCUUCGACUUCAGCAGAGUUAGGCGGUGGGGGUAUUUGACAGAACCCGUCUGCCAAUGCCCUGCAGGAGAGGGCCACCGGGAGCUCACCCCUAGUUAAUAGUUGGGUUUAUUACUCAUGGCAGCGAGGGGGAUGGACCCCAUGGGAACUGUGUCUCAGAGGGCGUGAGAAAGGGCUUCCUGAGAGUUAGGGGAUGUGAGGGAGGGUCUGGGGAAGCAGGGCUCUGCUCCAUGCGGGAUACUGUCGGGAAGCCGGGCCCAAGCUGAAGUGAUUAGUCAAUGUGAUCUAGAAGGAGGGAAGGCUGGGCCCAAGCUGAAGCUGUCGUUGGCAAAGGGGCAGCAAGCACAGCCCAGCCAGGAGAAGGCGGCGUGGGCAUCGCACGGGCUCGCACGGUGUUCAUGUUUGCCUGCACUCAGCUGUGGCUCCUGGGGGGUCGUGAUUUGCCAAUGUGGUCACAGCGUGGCCUUGCCUGAUGCUGAUGUUGCGUGGAAUUAUUCAUGGUCAACAGGACACCGAGGCCGAGCUGCGAGGGCUGGGCUGGCCCCUGGCUGCCGAGCUGCUGUUCUU
Messenger RNA from Mirounga angustirostris (Northern elephant seal), 7185 nucleotides. RefSeq names its product barttin CLCNK type accessory subunit beta (gene BSND). Lineage: Eukaryota; Metazoa; Chordata; Mammalia; Carnivora; Phocidae. The record is from RefSeq and is a predicted model, not a curated record. Gene Ontology annotation, cellular component: plasma membrane; basolateral plasma membrane. Gene Ontology annotation, biological process: chloride transport. The coding region runs from base 3048 to 4004 and encodes 318 amino acids. Gene Ontology annotation, molecular function: chloride channel regulator activity. The transcript has 4 exons.